AUGAGCGCCGCGGGUGGCAGAGGGGCGCGGGCCAGGCGGGGGACGCGUCCCGCAGCUCCGCGGGGCCGGGGCGCGGAGAAGGGCGCAGCCCGGAGCCCCUCGCGGGGCCGCGUCGCGGAUGAAAGCCCGAGCAGUACCCUGCGGGCACCGCGGACGGACGGACCCCCCGCCCGGGGCGGCCGCCCGGCGCGGCGAGCCCCCGCCGCCCGGGAGCCGCCAGCGGAAGGGGCGGCGGGCGGCGCAGAGGCGCUCCCCGCCCCGCGGAGCAAGGCUCCGGCCGCCAGAGCCCCCGCAACCCCGCGGAGCGUCGCGGCGGUGCCCGACGGGGAGGUCGCUGCCCCCGCCCGUCGUCCCCCGCCGGUGGCGGACGCCUUGCGGCUCCGGGAGGUGCUGUCGCGGCUCAGUCUGGCCCGCGAAGAAGUGUCCGAGGCGUCGACGCUGGUGAACAGGGUGGUCUUGCACCUGGUCCAGGCCAUCCGCGGCAAGGACAGCUGCUUCGGCUCCAUCGAGCGGCAGAGCGCCGGCAGCUAUUACGAGCGCGUCAAGAUAACUGAACCAAAUGAGUUUGACAUAAUGCUUGUAAUGCCUGUUGCAAGGAUUCAGCUGGAUGAGUCUGAUGAUACUGGAGCCUAUUAUUAUGUAUCAUUCAAAAGAAAUCCAAAAGAAAAGGGUUGGUCAAAGUUUUUAGAGGAAGAUGGAAAAUUAUCAGCUUUUAAAAUGCUUCAAGCACUAAGAGACAUUAUUAAACAGGAAGUAAAAAACAUUAAAGAUGUGGAAGUCACUGUGGCAAGGAAAAAGGCUGGAAGCCCUGCAAUAACUCUUCAGAUCAAAAAUCCUCCAUCAGAAAUAUCAGUGGACAUCAUCUUGACUUUGGAGGUUCAGCAGAGCUGGCCUCUCAGCACACAGGGCGGCCUCAAAGUUGAACAGUGGCUGGGAACAAAAGCCAGGAGGGAUUUCAGAUUUAGAUCACUUUAUUUAGUAGCCAAGCAAAACAAAAGAGAAAAAGUUCUAAGAGGGAACACCUGGCGACUCUCCUUCUCGCAUAUUGAAAAGGACAUGAUAAACAAUCACGGCAACUCAAAGACAUGUUGUGAGUCCGAUGGACCAAGAUGCUGCAGAAAAGGUUGCCUUAAGCUGCUGAAGUAUCUUCUAGAGCAACUUAAAAUGAAAUAUCCAAAAGAAUUAGAAAAAUUCUGUUCAUAUCACGUGAAAACUGCUUUUCUCCACUCCUGCGUCACGUGGCCAAAUGACUCAGACUGGCACUUGGGAGACCUGGAUCAUUGCUUUCAGCAAUGUCUGGGAUUUUUUGUGGAUUGUCUGCAAAAGUCUCAGCUGACUCACUUUUUUAUUCCCCAAUACAACUUGUUCAGCCUAGAAGAUAAGGCAAGACAUCAUUUCCUUUCAAGAAAAAUAAGCCAUGAAUUGAACAAUGGAUUCCCAGUAUUUCAUGAGAAUUAUUAAGAACAUUGCUCACAAUAGAUACCUAAUCAUGUUGACUUGCCUAUUUAAAACAAAAUAGUCUGCACCACUCUUCUCUUCAGUUGUCUGGUACUACAAAAACCAAAAAAACCAAACCAAAAUAAAAUCAAGAACACAAAGAGAAAAAAUACAUACUUCAGUUACAGUGCCUUGCCAUAACCCUUAAAAUAAAUGUUUUAAGUAAUAUUUACCUUGCCUACCCAAAUGCAGAUGUCACCUGCAAAAUAUCUUCAAGAUAUACUAAGAACAUAAAGAAGAAUUUGCAACAGUUCAUUUCACACAUGUAAAUUCUAUGUUUUCAAGUACAAAGGCAUCAAUGACUGCAUAAAGGGAAAAAUGACAAUUUUAUUUAAAAUUAAGCUCCACUGCAGAAUAUCCAAAAUACACUCCUGCUUUCAAAAGUCACUGGAGUUACUUUGACAUUACAUUUGAGUAACCAGAACAACUUCCCCAGAUCACCUGUGUGGAUGAAGAUCUUUUGCAGAGGACAAUCACCAGCAACAGCAGAGAGAGAAUAUUUUAUCUGAGUAAUAUGAAGUUCCUGAAUAACUCACCCUUUCUGCGUCUUCAGAAUUACUUUAGAAAUCAGUCUUUUCACUGGGCUUUGGAUGAGAAACAAUCAUUAUCUAAAAUGAUGCAACAGAGUAGAUGGUUUUGUGCCAAUGAGCAUUUAUUUGUAUGAUGACUCAUGUAGAAAGAAAUGCAUCUUUCAACCUGUAUCAAAGAGGAGGACUCUUGAUAUAAAAGGUUAUCAAAACCAAAAUGCAGCAUGAACUGGACACUCCUGAAAUUGAAUUCAUAUCCAUUUUUCUCAUAUUUAAGAAAUGUGUGUUAGGAAAAAAAAGUAUUUAAUAUUUCCUAUUACUAAAAUUGUGCAGGUGAGAAGUACACAGCAUUUGAGAACUGCUGUGCUGCAAAUAAAUGUCUUUUGCUUCUACUUAUAGAAGCCAUGAGAAGUCCAUGUUUUUAGCCUAAUUUUGAAGGCAAAAUAACCUACAGGCUUGAAUAAUGCCCAGAUUUACCUAAAUUAUGAGCAAAUUUAGAGGGAAGAAUAUUCACAGAGUAAUUUUACUAAAAGAUUUUAAUUUUACUGAAUUUUGUUUAUUUUUAUUUAAUCAUAUGACAGAUAAAUGGGAGUUCAGACCAAGCAUCAAAUGAAGGAGUAACUCAUUCCCAUAUAAAUUUGAAAGAGUAGAAAAUAUGCCCCAUUAUUACUGGGCAUCUGUGUGACAGAA
Pseudopodoces humilis (Tibetan ground-tit) is the source of this 2714-nucleotide messenger RNA. RefSeq names its product cyclic GMP-AMP synthase (gene CGAS). Gene Ontology annotation, biological process: DNA damage response; positive regulation of defense response to virus by host; paracrine signaling. Gene Ontology annotation, molecular function: 2',3'-cyclic GMP-AMP synthase activity; double-stranded DNA binding; chromatin binding. Gene Ontology annotation, cellular component: nucleus; site of double-strand break; cytosol. The record is from RefSeq and is a predicted model, not a curated record. Lineage: Eukaryota; Metazoa; Chordata; Aves; Passeriformes; Paridae.